Cyprinus carpio (common carp) is the source of this 1571-nucleotide messenger RNA. RefSeq names its product interferon alpha/beta receptor 1b-like. The record is from RefSeq and is a predicted model, not a curated record. Gene Ontology annotation, molecular function: interferon receptor activity; protein binding. NCBI's taxonomy places the organism in Eukaryota, Metazoa, Chordata, Actinopteri, Cypriniformes, Cyprinidae.
UUUCGUAACAGCUGAGCCAUCGAACAUAAUUUCCACAUGACUAAAGCGUUACUUCCUGUUGUGGACUCAAGCAGCAGCGGAAGAAGGCUGCGUGCAAACACAGAGCAGCUGCAGCAGCAGAAUGCGAACAUGAAGGCGCUCCGCUGCUUCUGCGUCUGUUCUCUGCUUCUGCUGAAAGUGUCCGCGGGAUUUGGAGAUCUGAGGCGUCCUGAGAACGUCAGCAUGGACUCGCUCAACACCCGUUAUGUGCUGCGGUGGGACUGGCCUCACGAGACCGCCGCCAACCAGACCGUCACCUUCACUGCGCAGUAUAUACGGGAAUUUCGGUCCCGGAAGGCCAAUUAUGAGAAGUACUGGACAUCGGUGUGUGUCAAUGUUUUGGAGCAUCGCUGUGAUUUCACUGGAGCUGAACUGCAUUACAAUGGCUUAUUUCUGCUGCGUGUGCGGGCCAACACAUCACAGCAGUCCUCUGGCUGGGUCCAGAUCAGAUUCUGUCCUGAUGAACACGCUGCUUUAGGUCCUCCCUCCAGCUUGAAGCUGAGCUCGGUUAAAGAAGAUCUAGAGAUCAUCAUCACCGACCCUUUGAGCAGCACCAAUCAGUCCAUGAAAACUUUGCUGGACAAAAGGUUGAGCUACCUCAUCCAGUACUGGAGACGCUCUGAAGGGCCUCAGAAGGCUAAAGUCCUGGAGACGAAGAAUAAUCUGGUGAUGCUGACUGAGCUGGACAGACAGACGUGGUACUGUGUGAGAGUUCAGAGCCAUGAUGUCUUCCAUAAUAAGAGCAGUGUCUUCAGCGACACACACUGCACACGCACUGAAGGUCAGAUGCCGUACUGGCAGAUAUUUCUGUACGUCCUGAUUUCUCUCCUGCUGUGCCUCCUGCUGGUGCUGCUGUACUUCUGCUUUAACAAGAUGUUAUCGCUCCUCAAGAACACCUUCUGCCCAGCUGUUCACCUCCCGGAUCACAUUCAGGAGCUGUGGUUAAGUGAGUCAGAGACGCCGCAGCUGCUGGCUCCUGAGUCUCCAGAGUCUGUGUGUGAGCCGCUGGUCAUGGUCAGUGCUGAGCUGGACGCUGUGGCGGUGGAUGAGCACUCAAACGCUGGGGAACAGGACUCCAGCACACACAGCCGACACAGCAGCGGAGACUCGGGUGUUUACUCCACAGAGGAGGACUCCAGUCACAGAUCCACCACACACGCUGACCUACAGAUGAGCAGCAGAAAGCACGGAGUAGAGCUGCGUGAUGGGACGCUGCGGGAGCUCUGUGCUUGAUACCACAUGACUCUGGCUUUUUGCAGCUUUGCCUUUCUCUCUUCCAACAUCUGUCCGCUUAUUUCACAUGUAUAGACAGCAGCACCUUUCUGAGGUUUAUGACAUUUGAGCCAUAUUUGUCAUAUCUGUAUGCUGACAUGCAGAUUUCUUAUGAUUCUUAUAGAAUCUUAAUUCAUUAUUGUCACUUGAUGUCUUUCUUUGUUAGCUUUAACAACAGCAGGGUUUAAAAAGAGAAUGUACUGUCAUCUGAUUGUUUCCUCAUUAAUCCCCUGUGUCAGAUUAAAAUUACCUCUAUCAUA